AUGCAGCUCGAUGAGGUCAAGAUCGUCCCCCGCCCAAGAAAACACACCUCCCCAGCAACCCUCCAGCGAGAGGUCACCCUCGACGCUCAGCUUCUGCAGGGCCUCUUCCACGUCCGGCAAGAGGAGGCAGCCGAGCAGCUCGGGGUGUGCCUGACGAGCUUCAAGGCUGCGUGCCGGAGGCUCGGGAUCCAGCGCUGGCCGUACACCAAGGGCAUGAGUCAGCGCAACGGCAGACCCGGCGUACCAUCCCGCGAGUCUCAGACAGGCUCAGAGUCAGCAUCAUCGCCAUCGCCUUCAUCAGCCUCGUCGGAUCCACUCGCAGACAGCAGCGCCUACUGGUCUCAGCACCACGACACGGAGAACAUGACCAUGCAGACGCGGAGAGCUUGCCAGAAGCUGCUGUGA
Messenger RNA from Guillardia theta CCMP2712, 405 nucleotides. RefSeq lists its product as hypothetical. Bases 1 to 405 code for a protein of 134 amino acids. Gene Ontology annotation, molecular function: DNA-binding transcription factor activity. The transcript is spliced from 2 exons. The record is from RefSeq and is a predicted model, not a curated record. NCBI's taxonomy places the organism in Eukaryota, Cryptophyceae, Pyrenomonadales, Geminigeraceae.